GCUAAAUUUUGAGCCUUCGCGGUAGUGAAAAUGGGCGGGUGCUGGUUCAGUUCACAUUUUACCGCAGUGGUGCGAGGCCAUGUUGCGAUAGCCAGGUUAAAAAAAUAGCACAAGGUUAAUGAUGGACAUUCAUUUUUACUGAGUGCGUGUGAUAGAGGACAUGUCGACCUAUCAAUAUACGAAAUGUGCGUGCUUUUGGGAGUACCUGGUUCCUUUCACCAGAUUUUGGGGAGUCUUCACAUCAGUUAUUCUGUGUGGCGUGGGAGUCGACGUCGCCUUCCAUCAUCACGCAGUGGGCAUCUACGUCAUAAUCGGGGCUGUCGUAGUAUUUUUCUGCGAGGUCACGUGGGCUGUGACGUUGUUCCUUCAAGUGUGCCUCAGGAACGAAUACAGCCCUGUGUACCGGUGUUGGGACGUGGUGCUGUGGCUCGACUGCUGGAAGAAGACGUUGCUGUACGUCGCCCUCUCGGUUCUACUCUUCAUUCACCCACACCAACUAUGGCUGUCCUCUGUCGCAGUUCGCCAUAGGCGAUCCUUGGUCAGACGGAAAAAAUCUUCCGAAUACAAGACACGCAAGGCGAAGUAUCAAAUGGAUCUCCGUUACGUAGUUUUCGGAGUUGUGAACAGGAAAAUGAGCGUUAUGCUGGUCCUGCUAGCGAGCCUUUAUCUCCUGCUAACGUGCAAGAAUCGCUUUGAGACCAAGGACCUGCUGCUUCAGAGCAGGGAGGACAGUUAUGACAGGUUUGAGGAUAUGCCAGAAGUAAUCGACGAUUCUUUGCCCGGCCCGAUUCACGACAGUCUGUCUGACAGUCUGGUAGACCAGGACGUGAUCCUGGAGAUGUGACAGCCGCCAUCUCGCGCGCUCGACUCUGGAAACUGGAGCGAAGGCUUCAGCGUGGACAGCGACGACACUCAGGACGACAGCAGGUCCUCAGCAAGCAGCAGCAGCAGUUAGUUGAAAGGAGACAAACACGGCCAUCGACUGUGGUUUUUUGGCUGUAAGAACGACGUCCAUGUUCAUCGGCAAUUUUAGCAUCACUGAUCAGGUUUAAACUCUUUUAGUGUCAAUCUGUUUUAUCUUUUUAAACUGCUGACAAGAUAAAAUCAAUAUGGAAGACAAAUGGAAUUAUCGGUAAAUGCAUUAAGGCAGUCUGUGGAAGUGUGAUCAUAUAAUGAAAAUGCAGUAGUUUGUAGCCUCGGAAUAUUGAAAUUUUGUGAAACACGGGGAAGGCAUUAAUAGAACAACGUAAGGUGGAAAAUAGGGUCUACGUUAAAAAGAGACCAAUAUCAUAAGACGUUAAAGAUAGACUAGAGACGGUACGUCAUACUAAGUGGUUGCCAAGGUCCACUUAAAAAACAGACAGCUGUUCCGCCAGCCAUCACGUGGGUGGGGAAAUCAUAACCACCUACUUUCACCAUUUCCAGGCUUAAGUUUAAGUUAUAUUUUUCGUUCAUCAGUUUACCCACAAGCCACACAAGUGUGAAUUUCUUCGAAACACAUUUGCACUUUUUAAAUUAAAAUAUGAAUCAGCGGUACUAAUGUAGUGAUUUUACACGCGUUUGAAACUUAACAUUUAUUGAAACUGGGAUAGUUUCAGCCAUCUGUAGCUUACAUUUCGAUAACUGAGUCAUGUCGCAUAAAACAUCGAACAUGAUCGCGGGUUUGACAUGUCUGGACCAGAUGUCAUAAAAUUCUUGCCUUUCCAUUACUGUUUACGUGUUUUUAAUAACUUCGAUAAUGUAACAACGGACGGACGUUUCAGACGCUAUAAAUAGAAUCAAAAUUGCUUUCUAUUAUUGUUGUUAAUUAUUAAGGCUGAAGUUGAAGUCAAAUAAAUAUUAAAGUACAUAUUAUAGUUAUAAAUUUACUUCAAACAUGUAUUUCCCACGUGACAAAGCAGGCUAUUCAUAAAACUGUUGAGUCUGACCUUUUAACCAAAGUGCAAAUUUUUGUUCUGUCUAAAGAAUGGGAAAAUAAUUUCCAAAAUGUUAUAUGAUAUCUGAAAACUCUUCCUUCUUUGAGAGAAGAUCGUAUUGGUUAUUUGUGCCACUUUUGCAUACGGUUUUUUAAAGUAUACUAAGAAGCUGCUUAGUUCUAAAGACGAAUCUGGAAUUCAAAUGAUGUGCGUGGUUACUUUAUGUGAUGCCAUGUACAUUCAGCAGAAAAACCUGCGACGUUACGAACAAAGUCCAUGAGUACGCGUAACAUAAGAAAGAUAUUCACUCGUAUGCGUCAUUUGACUAGCGUAACAAAUAAAAAAUGUGACUAUUUUCUUUGCAUCUUUAAGCGAUAUAAAACAUUAAAAGUAGCGAUAUUUUGUGAGAAAAUACUAUUUAAUCAAUUAGUUUCUCAGGAAGCAGGAUGAAAAACAACUUCUAUAUGCAGUGUAUUUUUUACUGUAGUCCGUAACUUUAAUUCAGCACGAGGGACACUGCUUCACGGAUAUUAAAGAUUUUAGAAAGGAUUGGCAGUGACAUCUGCAGUUAACAGUUCCAAGUGCAUUUCGUUGCUGUAGUAAUGGAUCAGCCGACAAUUCCAUUAAGUUGUUAUUCCUGUUUAUUUAUCAGAUUUCUGGGCUCAUGCUUUAGUGCGAUUUUAGUGACAAGAGUAAAGAGGAAAAUUUAAAGUACUUAGCAGAUAGAAAUGAAUGCAAGGACGCCCCGAGAUAUUCUGUUGUUUCCUCGUUUAUUUUAUGACGCUUUAUGAGCUUCAGAUAAUAUGUUGCGUCGAAAACGAAAUGACAGCAGUUAUAAAUAGCGAAUCUAGAAGGACUUUAGAUGGAAUGGUGGUUGGCUGUGUUAAGUUACCUCUAUCGGAGCAUUUAUUUUACGAUAUUAAGACCAUAAAACAUCAAUCACGUUAACUGAUUCCAUGUAUCUCUGGAAUGCACAAGCAGCUUUGUUUCUGAUGUAACCCACUCGGUGAAAUAUUAUAUUAAAGUAAAUUUAGUCGAAAAUAAGUCCUUGUUCUUGUUCGGCCCUCGUCAUCAAGGCCUACCAACUGCAUUCAUAACUUUUGAGGUUAUGACUCUUUUCAUUUUCGCAAUGUAUUUUCCAGUAAAAUAAAUACAUUUCUUCUCAGAUAUGAAUUGUGAGGUAACGUUCAUGAUUAGUAUUUGUUAUUUUAAAACUUACCGCAGAAGAUUAACGAAAUUUUUUCCACCUCCAUUUUGAAGUAAAGAUUUUUAUGGCGGAAUAUAUAUAUUGGUGUUUUGAGCUUGACAUUAAUACAUGUGGCUCCAUGUAUCAAUUAUAUUAAAAUUAGAUGUUCCAGUUCCUAAUACUAGCCUGUGUGCUUCGUGUUUGGAAGUAUCAGUGACGAAUACCAUCAUUAACUUUUCAUGUAAACUCAAAAGUAUUUGUCGCUUUGUGUUACCGCUGAACAUUUAAAACAAAAUAAUGUACCUCAAAAACAGAAUGGACAGGCUUGCAGUUAAAUGGUGUGUUUAUUCUGUUUAUGAAAUGAAUUUACUGGAUGCAUCACCGUCGAAAUGCGAAUACAGACGCUAGCGUGUUGUCACCGUUUGAGAAACAUCGGUUGAUUCUGAAAAAAGUUCACGCGAAUGAACGCAAGCUGAUCAAAUUUUUGUAUUUAAAGCAUGACUCUGAUUGGUUGUAGCUUCUCCGAUGUUAUGAAAUCUAAAUGUUGUUUAUCUGUGUCGCUGUUUUCUAGCAACCAUUUUCAUAAAGAAAUUAAUGUGUAAAGCCCACAUCAAAUAUUUACGAGUUACAGAAGGAUGGGGAGUACAAAUACAUUUGUCUAGGUCUGAGUAUAUUAAUCCAUUUAGAAAUGUACUAAAACACGAAUAAAAUAUCAACGGUAUACAUCGCUUCAGGCUAAAUAAACUCAACACUAGAAAUAAUUUAACAAAAUGUAUUCAAAACUUAGGCAUUCUUUACGACACGUUCUUAUAUAAUUAUUAGUUAAAACAUGUACAGUAACGUAGAAUAAAAUUGUCUGUAAAUAAUUUAAUUUUGGUUAAAAUAUGAAUGUGAUAUCAAAUAUUA
Messenger RNA from Zootermopsis nevadensis, 4008 nucleotides. RefSeq names its product transmembrane protein 72. Lineage: Eukaryota; Metazoa; Arthropoda; Insecta; Blattodea; Termopsidae. The record is from RefSeq and is a predicted model, not a curated record.